AUGGAGCAGUCUAAGAAUUCCUCAGUCACUCUGACCUAUCCUUCUCUCCGAGAAGCACUCUCUGGUGAAUUUAACCCCCAACUUUGGUUGGACCGCCUUGCGUACCGGAGGCAAUUCGCCCCUCCGGAUCCCGUGUUACUUCCGUCAACUCAGCAUAAAUACAACGGACCCACUUUGAGCUAUGUGUGCCGACAAUGUUGUGGCUUGGCCCUCCUUACCUGCGCCCCGGACCAUUCAAAGGUUCUCGUCACCUAUAUUCCCAUGAAGGAGAGUCAUCCUGAAGAACUGCAAAAAUAUCAAUACCCAGCGCCGCAGAUGUGCAACCCGAAGGACAUGGUCUGUCCACCGCUCGAUGGAGCUCCAGUGAUAAAGAUUGUCAUUCAUUGGCCUGGAUACCCAGCAUUCAAUAGCGAGGUGAUAGUGAAUGUGUAUGAUUUGAAUAUGCAAGAUCUUGCGUGCUUCGUUUCGUCAUACGUUGAUCACUAUUUAAAGGAUAUUAUAUCUCGCCAUUCUAACUAUCGUCCCGAUGACACUACCUGGCAAAUCGGGAAGGAAUACAUCCACUCGGGGAACGUCAUUCUGAUGGGAAUACAGCAAUUGUCCGCGUCUAUCUGGACUGUGGAUUUGUGUACAACUUAUGAUGUGUUAUCACAAGAUUAG
Molecule: messenger RNA, 660 nt
Organism: Fomitiporia mediterranea MF3/22
Lineage: Eukaryota; Fungi; Basidiomycota; Agaricomycetes; Hymenochaetales; Hymenochaetaceae
Exons: 5
Coding region: 1-660 (219 amino acids)
Source: RefSeq, a predicted model, not a curated record